AAACGAUCACGUGACCAUCGUCCGUCAUUGGUUGAUACGGAUACGAUAUGCAUAAUGUUUUAAGGAGCAACUAAAGCCUUGGACUUCACCUAUUGGGAUUACAAACUUGUUAAUACAUGUAUAUAUAUAUUUACCAAAUAUGUGAAGUUUAAUUAACUGAUUAGCUGUGGAGUUUAUUUAUUUACAAAAUAGUUUAUUUAUUUUAAGUUUUAUUUAGUUAUUCAUUUAUUUAUUUUCUUCUUUUAUGUUUGUUUGGUCUCGAUACCGGAAUUAUUCAUUUAGAUAUUUUCAAUUAUAACGACAUGGAACAUGAGUGUGAGACAGAGACGGAAGAACAGGAGGAAUACACGGCGAUAUACACUGUGUCUAGACGGACACACACGCGUACGAGAGGCAAAUGUAGUCGAACGAAAAGUGGAAAGAAUGAGCAAUCACAAGCAAAGAAGAAUUUAAAUGUGUUUUUAGAAGGACAUUUACCUCCCGUCAUAUUCUCUCCGCGGAACCAAUCAGAACCUCCAAAGACGUCCUCAGGAAAAACUGACAUAACGAAAGAAAAUUGGCGGAACUUAGACAUUUUCCCGAUUGCUCAGAAGAAAGUGUUUCUGGGGGAGUGUUCUGACCAGGAGGAUUUAAAUGAGUGUCCAGUGUCCGAAAGUGUCCUGACCGUCCUCAAAACCGUCCGUAUAUGGAAGCUGAAGAAGACUGGUAAGCGGGGGUAUGACAAAUUCCGACGUACGGCAGAGUUCGUCCAGUUCGCCAGAAAGAUAUGUACAUGUCGGCCAAAUAGAACCCUGAGUCAGGAAGAAAGCAUAUUAUUUUUCCUAAACACCAGUUCCAAACGUCGUCCGGACACGCCCAACUCGCCCGACCCCCGGGUAUUGUUUGACGUCACUCCAUUCAAAGCUCUAGGUCAAAAAAAUUUCGUCAACACUGUAAGGAACUGUCUCGGAAUCCCACCAGAGUGGCGAUCAAAUGAUGACAUCACAGCGAUGACUCUCAUGUUAAGAAAAUUCAGCAAAUUUUGCAGUUAUCCAAAACACGUACAACAAGGAUUGUGUCAGCAGGGCUGGUACUCAAGAUUCGACAAGGCCUCGAUAUUAGCCAGGGAGGGAAGUCGAGCUGAUUUCUACUACCUCGUCUUGUCCGGAGUCGCCAUUUCCCGUUGUCUCGACUAUAAAGAAGACCCCGCAGCAAAGAGAUCUCAGUUUGUCGAGUUCCACAGACAAGGGGACGUGAUUGGGGAGAAGGAAAUACUGACCAGUUCGGAGCGACCAAUGACCAUUGUGUGUAAGGAGCCUGUGGAGGUGAUUGGUCUCGAUAAGGAAGAGUUUCUGAGAUUAUUUCAGUCCACCGCUGCACCACAAUGUAUCAGUUUCUUAAAUACUAUACCCGAACUGUCCGGAUUCCCGUUUCAACUCCUACAGACAUACCACUUCUCUUGUUCCGUACAUCACUACAGGAGAGGCGCCGUCAUUGUGAAGGACAGUAACGAAUCAGAAUGGAUCUACGUUAUCAAAUCGGGUUCCUGUCAGGUGUACGAGUCUGUGACACGACGAGCACGUGAAAGAACAGCAGUGAUAGGACCAAAUAAAGCACUAAAGUCUUCCCUGGAGGGUGGCCUUCCCGAGAUUGACAAAUCUAUACAUCUAGUUUCAGAUGCUUGUUCGGUCUCAUCAGUGGAGAUGUUAGGACCCCGGAAAUCCAAGUCCAAACUAGCCAAUAGUUCCUUAGCCCGCCAAAAGACAGUACUGCCUACCAUCAACACUGUCAACAUCAACGGAUCUCAGAUAUCUCCUGAAUCGACACCAAGAAGAUGUACUACAUCUCGCCAUGGGAGUCCACGGGCGGACAUCCGCAGCCCUCGGACAGACGUUCGGGAGUCCUCUGCUAAAGGGCAUACUUAUUACGUCAAAGUGGACAUCAUCACAGAACGGGAAUGUUUCGGAUUACAGUCGCUACUUUAUAAACAGUUGCCAUCUUUGAGUUUGGUCAGCAAUGGUGCCGAAUGUAUUUUGCUAUCCAAACAGUUUUUUCGGGACCAUAUGGAUGAUGACUUAAAACGACGACUUGUGUACAGAGUACCCCCGUAUCCAAGCAACUCGCACGUGAGGGACGCCGUGGAGGAUAAGUUACAUUGGGAUAUAUAUAAACACCAGGUGCUACACGACGCUAUGUCUAAAUGAAUACUAGUAUAUAUAGCCAAACCCCGUUAUCACAAACUCUGAUAACUUGGAGACUCGACUUAACUCGAAGUAGAAGUUCUCGCAUCACAUACUGGAAUUGGAACUUUUACGGAAUCGACGAUGUAACUUCAAACCCAUUUUCCGGAAUGUAAAAAAAUGACUUGUAUGAAUUUUAUCCGGGUAUGACAUCGUGUGGUGAACAAGCAGAUACUAUAGAAUCAAAAACAUGAUGCAUUAAAUAUAUGUCUAACCAGUGGGUUGCAAAUAAAAUAUU
Messenger RNA from Pecten maximus, 2457 nucleotides. RefSeq names its product cyclic nucleotide-binding domain-containing protein 2-like. The coding region runs from base 303 to 2183 and encodes 626 amino acids. NCBI's taxonomy places the organism in Eukaryota, Metazoa, Mollusca, Bivalvia, Pectinida, Pectinidae. The record is from RefSeq and is a predicted model, not a curated record. The transcript has 19 exons.